GCCGAGUGUCUUAUCGUUGUAAAAUAGCUGCAUGCAAAUUUUCGUAUCCGAUGAGCUGCAAAAUGACAAGAGACUUUCGUGUACGGUCGAUUUCAAAAGUAGCGCCACUGUACCCACCCUGAAUCCUGGAUGCCUAGUACAGAUUAAAGUCUAGAGUGAGGCGAUACGAAGCAACUGUACAAUCGAUUUUCAUUUCAGUCUACGAAAGAACGCUAUAGAGUGUAGGCUUGGUUGAAAGUAUAUUAGUUCAAGAUGGCAAGUUUAGUACGAAAGGCGGCGCUACUGCUAUUUACUGAAGGAUGCAUGGAAGAGUAUUUUGUAAAAUUUAAUUUCCUUCACGGUGAAUGUUUCAAGGCAAGUCUUAGCAAGGGUCUAGGCUUAGGUAUCAUAGCGGGUUCCCUAUUAGUGAAAUUACCACAAAUUUUAAAACUCCUCAACAACAAAAGUGGCGAAGGCAUAAACAUUAUCAGUGUAUUUUUGGACUUGUUUGCAAUCACUGCAACAGUGUCUUACAGUUUUAUCAGUAAAUUUCCUUUUAGCUCUUGGGGUGAUGGAGUAUUUCUCGGUGUUCAAACUGCAGCCAUUGCUGCAUUAGUAUUGCAUUAUGGUGGCAAUACUACAAAAGCAACUGCCUUUAUUGCUGCGUACAUAUCAAUUAUUACUGCUGUAAUAAUUGGACUUGUUCCAGUAGAUGUACUUUGGACUUGCCAAGCAUUAAAUGUUCCCAUUUUACUUACCAGCAAGCUUAUGCAAGCCUAUACCAACUAUUCAAAUGGUAGUACGGGACAACUCUCAGCUGCUACCUGUUUCAUGUUGUUCUUUGGUUCACUAGCCAGAAUUUUUACUUCUAUUCAAGAAACUGGAGACACAAUCAUUAUUGUUACUUAUAUUGUUGCGACUUCCGCCAAUGCUCUGAUAGCUUCACAGCUCAUAUACUAUUGGAAUGUUGUACCAAAAGCAGCUAAGGAUUCCAAAAAGAAGAAGCAAUAAAGUUAAAGAAACAGUUAACAUAUUAUCAUCCAAACAGAUUUAAUGUAAUUAUAGCUUAGAGCAUACGGUUUUAAUAAAUCGGUAGGCCUGCUUUCUCAGGACGCCGUUGAGGGUCAAUUGUAAAUACUAAAUAGAUAAGAACGUUUUUAGAAAAGAGAAUAUAUGAUACCCCAAUUUAAAGGGAGACUGAGAAUUCAA
Cephus cinctus (wheat stem sawfly) is the source of this 1188-nucleotide messenger RNA. Its product is annotated as mannose-P-dolichol utilization defect 1 protein homolog. Lineage: Eukaryota; Metazoa; Arthropoda; Insecta; Hymenoptera; Cephidae. Gene Ontology annotation, biological process: oligosaccharide biosynthetic process. The coding region runs from base 253 to 990 and encodes 245 amino acids. The record is from RefSeq and is a predicted model, not a curated record. The transcript has 5 exons.